CACAGGUUCGGCGCACGCCAGGCCCGGGCGCGCGCAGCCUGCACGCGGGGGAAAGUCCUCGCAGGCUCGGCUGGCGGUGCCGAGGCAGAGGUAGUGCUGCUGCAGCCGGGGCCCAGACCUGCUCCUGCGUCUGACCCCGUCUGCUGCUCCCGCGCCCCCUGCGUCCCUUGCGCACUGAAGAAGCCGCCAGGUCCUUGGCAGCCCCUGUGGAGUGCGUGAUGGCCCCACGCAAGAAUGCAAAAGGCGGAGGAGGAAACAGCAGUAGCACCAGCGGCUCCGGUAGCGGCAGCUCCAGCACAGGCAGCAGCGGCGGCAGCAGCAGCAGCCCCGGGACUCGGAGAGAGACAAAGCAUGGAGGACACAAAAACGGAAGGAAAGGAGGACUUUCUGGAAGCUCCUUUUUCACUUGGUUUAUGGUCAUUGCCCUGCUGGGAGUUUGGACUUCAGUAGCGGUUGUUUGGUUUGAUCUUGUUGAUUACGAGGAAGUUCUAGCCAAAGCAAAGGACUUCCGUUAUAACUUAUCAGAGGUACUUCAAGGAAAACUGGGAGUCUAUGAUGCUGAUGGGGAUGGAGAUUUUGAUGUGGAUGAUGCCAAAGUUUUAUUAGGACUUAAAGAAAGAUCUGCUUCAGAGCCGACUUUCCCACCAGAGGAGGCUGAGCCACAUGCUGAGCCGGAGGAGCAGGCUCCUGAGGGGACAGAACCCCAGAAUAUUGAAGAUGAAGUUAAAGAACACAUUCAGUCCCUUCUCCACGAAACGGUACAUACAGAGCAUGGAGAAGACCUGCAACAAGACCAGGAUGAACCAGCAGGAGAACUGCAAUUGGAGGAUGAGAAUUUCCUUACAGCACCUGAUGCAGAUGAUAGAUUUGAGACUCUGGAACCUGAAACACUUCAUGAAGUGACUGAGGAUAGUUACCUUGUGGAAGAGACAGUUUUACAGGAUCAUCAUCAGGAUGUAGAAGAGUUGAUGUAUGACCAGGAAAACCCAGAUUCCAGUGAACCAGUUGUGGAAGAUGAAAGAUUGCACCAGAAAGCAGAUGAUAUUACAUACCAAGACUAUGAUGAACAAGUAUAUGAGCCUUCAGAAAAUGAAGCAAUAGAAAUUUCAGAUAACACUACAGAAGAGUCAAACAUAAUUUCAGAAGAAGUAAGUGUUCCCCCUGCAGAAGAACAGCAGGAAGUACCACCAGAAACAAAUAGAAAAACAGAUGAUCAAGAACAAAAACAAAAAGCUAAGAAGAAGAAGCCUAAGCUUUUAAAUAAGUUUGAUAAGACUAUAAAAACUGAACUUGAUGCAGCAGAAAAACUCCGUAAAAGGGGAAAAAUCGAGGAAGCAGUGAAUGCAUUUGAAGAACUAGUACGCAAAUACCCUCAGAGUCCACGAGCAAGAUAUGGGAAGGCACAGUGUGAAGAUGAUUUGGCUGAGAAGAGGAGGAGCAAUGAGGUACUGCGCAAGGCCAUUGAGACCUAUCAAGAGGUGACCAACCUGCCUGAUGUCCCCACAGACCUGGUGAAGCUGAGUCUGAAGCGGCGCUCAGAACGACAGCAAUUUCUAGGUCACAUGAGAGGUUCCCUGCUUACUCUACAGAGAUUAGUUCAAUUAUUCCCCAGUGAUACUUCUUUAAAGAAUGAUCUUGGAGUGGGAUACCUUUUGAUGGGAGACAAUGAUAAUGCCAAGAAGGUGUAUGAGGAGGUACUGAAUGUGACACCUAAUGAUGGCUUUGCUAAAGUGCAUUACGGCUUUAUCCUGAAGGCUCAGAACAAGAUUGCUGAGAGCAUUCCCUAUUUAAAGGAAGGAAUAGAAUCCGGGGAUCCAGGCACUGAUGAUGGGCGAUUCUAUUUCCACCUAGGAGAUGCCAUGCAGAGGGUCGGGAAUAAAGAGGCAUACAAGUGGUAUGAGCUGGGGCACAAGAGAGGACAUUUUGCAUCUGUCUGGCAGCGCUCGCUCUACAACGUGAAUGGUUUGAGAGCCCAGCCUUGGUGGACCCCAAGGGAGACAGGCUACACAGAAUUAGUGAAGUCUUUAGAAAGAAACUGGAAAUUAAUCCGCGAUGAAGGACUUGCAGUGAUGGAUAAAGCCAAAGGUCUCUUCCUGCCUGAAGAUGAAAACCUGAGGGAGAAGGGUGACUGGAGCCAGUUUACACUGUGGCAACAAGGAAGAAAAAAUGAAAAUGCCUGUAAAGGAGCUCCUAAAACCUGCACUUUACUAGAAAAGUUCCCUGAGACAACAGGAUGCAGAAGAGGACAGAUCAAAUAUUCCAUCAUGCACCCUGGAACUCAUGUGUGGCCACACACAGGACCCACAAACUGCAGGCUCCGAAUGCACCUGGGCUUGGUGAUUCCCAAGGAAGGUUGUAAGAUCCGGUGUGCCAAUGAGACCAAGACAUGGGAAGAAGGAAAGGUGCUCAUCUUUGACGACUCCUUUGAGCACGAGGUGUGGCAGGAUGCCUCCUCUUUCCGCCUGAUAUUCAUCGUGGACGUGUGGCACCCAGAACUGACUCCCCAGCAGAGACGCAGCCUUCCAGCCAUUUAGCAGGAAUUCACACGGGCUUGGGACACUCUGGAGAGAGGCUACCUUUCUGGAUCCCUUUGGGUGUGGAGAUCGUUCAAAUACCAUGGCUCUUAAUUCCCUCGACUUGCAGCCUGAAAAAUUCUGAGCUUCCUCCCAGGGUUAAAAGACACUAAAGGGAAUAUUUGCCUCACAGCAAUUCAUUUAGAAAACACCCUGCUGUGUUUCAUCCCAUGGCAAUACUGAUCUUAUGCCCAUAUUUAGGGCAAACACUUGAUAGCUUCCACCUUGCCAGCCAAAGAUAUUUCUGCAACACAGAAUAGGUCUGAAUCAGUGUAAAAUAAGAAUCAGUGUAAAAAUACAUAGAAACUGUGAAUGGAUUGCUUAAGUUUGUAAUUUUUCUAUGUGUUUAUAUUUUUCUAAGGUAGCUAAACUAUUUUGGCAUUACAUACCACUACUUUUUUUGUUGACUUUAAUGACAAGCUCUGUAAAUGCUUUACUUCUAGUUGUUUGAUAGUGAAUUCCCUGGUGAGCUCAGACUUCUUUUUUUAAUCCUUUUUAGUAAAAGACAGUCAUUAAAAUGGCCAUUUUAUUUUCCUAACGCAAAAGAGAAAAAUGUAUUUAUACCUGUGUCUAUGAACUGUACCAAUUCUUACCCUUGAGUCUGUUUGCUUCUUCAUUGAGAUCCAGUGUUUUCUCUGUUCAAUGUGCUAAUGGUGAAAAUACUUCAAAAUCUUACUGCUUUCUAAGAGAAAUGUUUUUACAUUGAAAAAGGACAUGGCACAUUUUAUAUCAUGUUAUAAAAAUGUAACGUGUAGAUUUUUUUAAUGCUGAGUAUUAGGGCUUGGGGGAAAGAAUGGAAAAUGUAUGGAAAGAGAAAUUCUUUCAAAAGAUUAACUCAGUAGGUGGAUGCAAGAGCAUCUAACUCCUGUCCUCUCUGCCUUCUGUGACACCAGGUGUGGGAUUGAGAGUGUCUUCACCUAUUGUAGAUAAAAGUGAAUGGCAAAACAGUAGCGCUUUCCAUCCUUUAGAUGGUUUAGCAAAAAAAAAUUUUGCUAAAAGUGUCGCUAUAAGAAUGCAAUGCACUGCAUUGUAAGCCAAUAUGAACAAAAAUGCUACAGAAGUGACACAUAGGUCACUGGAUUUCAUGCAUAGGUAGAAAAAAACACUUGUGCUUUCUUUUCCACCUAAUGACAAAGGAAGAGCCUUUCUUUAUCUUGCUUAAAGCGUAAUUCUUUAAUGUUGAAAGUGAUCUUUUUUUCUUGACCUUAAGGACAUUAGCUUUUAAUAGAAGGACUUGAGAAAUAGUUCUUUUCCCUAAAAUAUUUGUCCUGUUACAUUUUGCCAAUGCUCAAAAAUUCCACUAAACCAGAUGGAGAGCCAUGGGAGGGAAACUAUCAAAAUUACAAAAAUAAAAAGGCAUUUGUGUUCUUCAGUAUUUAUUAAACAGAGGAAAUGACUGACAAAGGGCAAUACAAUUCAGUGUUCAUGUAGUAACAUUCAUGUCACUUAUUGAAUUUGGUUUCCUAUGUAUAUUGCAUACACAUAAAGAAAUUCAAACCAUAAGUUCUCAUUUGUUGAACCAUCAUCUUACAUUCAUUUAAUAAAAUUGUGGAAAAGAGUAAAAACUAACUCUUAACUUGCAAAUAUAAUGUGGUAUUUAAAAUCGGGUCACUACAAUAGGAUUCUAAAUAUUUCCAAAUGAAAAGCCAGAAGUAGUAGUACUAUUGCAAAAGACUGUCAAUAACUGACUCCAAUAGCCUUUUUAAUAUUUGUAUCCCACAUCUGUUUUAUAAACCCAAGCAAUAAAAUGGACUUUUUCAUCAUUUCAGUUCUUCCUUUCCCUUGCCUGUAUGUUGGAACAUAAGAAAAGUAUUUCAGCCACUGCAUUAAUAGAAUUAUUUUAAUGUUAUUAUUUUGGAUUUGAAAUGUCUACACAAAAUGAGUAGGUUUUAUUUAUGCUGUGAUACAAUUAAGACAUUUUUAAUUGAUUUAAUUUUAUUUCUUCUUCAAGGGUGAAAUAUAAAAGUGACUUGUUAUUAUUUUCUCUCAGUAGAAAAAAAUUAAAACAUUAGAUCCAUUGAGAAAGAGUGUAAUACAUGGUUACAAUUAACAGUAUCUAUUGGGAGUGAUUAUGGCCAGCUGAAUUGCUCACCUCUCCUUUGAAUUGUUCAGCUAACAAAUCCACCCUCCCAAAUAUUUCCCAGAUAUUUAAAAUGCAAAAUUAUUUCACUUGCCCAUUAUCAACUAAAAUAUUUUUAUUUGACACUGAGCAUUAACUUGACCUACUAAUUAAUGCCAAUGUCAUGCAGAUCAAAUCAGAGAGAUCUAAAAAUAUACAACUGGUGUUGUAAAACAUGGCACAAAUAAGGAUAUCAUAUUCUAUGAUAUCUGUUCAUUUUAUAUCUGAUUUCCUUUGAAUGGGUAGUUGGGGAUUCCAUUUCUAUGGAGAAGAGAUAAAGAAAUAAAAUUAUCUUUGGCAUUUCA
Sciurus carolinensis (gray squirrel) is the source of this 4997-nucleotide messenger RNA. It is a transcript of the gene Asph, whose product is annotated as aspartate beta-hydroxylase. The transcript has 26 exons. The record is from RefSeq and is a predicted model, not a curated record. The coding region runs from base 219 to 2534 and encodes 771 amino acids. Gene Ontology annotation, biological process: peptidyl-aspartic acid hydroxylation. Gene Ontology annotation, molecular function: peptidyl-aspartic acid 3-dioxygenase activity; protein binding. Gene Ontology annotation, cellular component: endoplasmic reticulum; membrane. NCBI's taxonomy places the organism in Eukaryota, Metazoa, Chordata, Mammalia, Rodentia, Sciuridae.